AUGAAGGCCGGCCGGGCGGGCAAGUCGAUGCCGGUCGACCAGCUGGUCGAACUGUCCAUCGAGUCGAUCAGCCACAAGGGCGAGACUCGAGGCCGGUACCUGCGCAUCUUUUGCGAGAAGGUGCGCGAGGGCGCCCACUUCAGCACCAUCUUUGCGCCAGACGCCAUGACCGUGGCCGAAUGCGUGUUGGCCGUGGCCGGCUCCCACUUUUCACGCGUCGACGUGACCCGUCUGCCAGAGGACGAAGAGUUGGCGCUGUACGAGGUGAUCGGACACAACAUCGGCUCGACGACGACGCCACAAAACGUCCGCAGACGCAGCCUCCUGCCCAGCGGACACACUCGGUUGGCCCUGACAACGACGAAGCGAGAAGCGGCUGCCGCCGCUGCCGCUGCAGCUGCCGCGGCUCGCGACGACUCGGCCUUCCACGAGCUGUACGCUCGAGAACUGCCCGCCGACCAGCGCAUCGUCGACGUCUUCGCCAUGACGACACCCAGCAAAGGUGUCUCCCGGCGCCUCGAGCUGCGCCGCCGCAAGGCGGUCGGCUGUAGCCGGCCGACGACACCGUCGCCGUCGCCGUCACCGUCGCCGUCGGGGUUCGCUGGCGGUUUAAUUUACAGCUCGCGUUUUCGCCGACUCUCACAGACCACACAGUUAUCCACGGCGUCGCUCGGCCACAUCGAUCGGUUCGUCCGGACCGACGGCGUUGUGUUGAAAGACUCGCGGUCGAGUCGGCGCGGCCGAGUCUGUCCGCCGUCGCCGUCGCCGUCGCUGUUGUCGCAGGCCGUGCCGCAGGCGCCGGCGGGGCCACACCUGCUGCUGCUGCGCGGCUGUCGGCCGGGCAGCGACGGUCUGGUGCACGAUCUGUCCGCGCUGAUUCGGCCCGACGGACUCGACUCUCGGCUCCACCAGAGCAUGGGCUUCGCGGACCACGCCAGCCUUCGGCUCCACACGGAGCCGGGCCUGCCCGCGGCCCGACAGGCCGAGCUGGCGUGCACCCACGGACUGUGCGCCCUUUUCACGGGCGGCCGCGAGGUGCAGGUGUCCGGCGACGGCGAGCCGUCGAAGGGCACCGUCUGGCUGGCCCAGACUCGCGACUCGACCUCGGCCGCGCUGCCGCCGUCGCGGCUGGCCACCCUCGUCCUCGUCAACGGCAGACGUCUGGCGGAGACGCCAGUGACGGCCGACGAGGCGAUGCAGCAACGCACGGUGGCCCUGCGUCCCGGCGACCUAAUCGAGGUGAAAGUGCUCUCGCAGCCGGCGGAGGAGGGCUCGAACGGCGCCGCAGAUGCCGCGGACGCGACUCGGCCCAUCGUCUGGUAUGCCUUCCUCUUCAAGGACCCCAGUUGGAUCUCGGAGCACCGAAUGCGACUCAACUUUCUGCCGCAUCACAUUGACCCCGUCUGGCCUCGCCUCUCGAACAGCCUCGGCACGGGUCGGUCGGCCGGACGCACGGCGAGAAUAGCGGCGGCGGCCGCUGCUGCUGCUGCUGCUGCCUCUGAGAUGGGCAGCCGAGAGGCCGUCGUCGUCUCCAGCACCAAUCGCGGCCCCACCCUCGUCGGCGAGGCUGGACACGCCGAGGACGCAGCGCCCGGAGACGGUGCUUCAGACCGUUCCAGCGUCGCCAGCGGCCUGAAUCGACCGCCCAUUCCGACAAGAAGGGCCAUCCCCGCCGACAAAAUCUCGCCCAGGUACAGCAGGUCGCCCUCUAGCUCUGACGUCUCUUCGCUUCGUUCGGUCGGCUCGUCUUCCGCCUCACUGCCCAGCCUCCUGCCAGACGAGGACCAGCUGGAGGCGCUGGUUUCCGGGCUUCUGCCCGCCAUCUCGUCGCUCAGUCUGGGGGCGGUGGCCAGCACUCCACGCCACCACAUGCUAACCGACCCAGCAACCACGGAAACCGAGGCGGCUGGAGAUCGACUGCGGACUCACGGCAUUUGGAGCCCAACAACCUGCACUGAUCCGGGCCGAGGGGCGGGUCUGCUUGCCCACCUCAUUCGACACAUCGCAGCAUGCCUCAUCGACUCACGCCAGUCACAGCUCACUUACGUACCGGUCGACAGGUUGAAACCACCACACACCGUCUCUGUGGGCACCAGCAGUGGCCAAAACUCGGCCAAGCUUUACACUGACCUAUUGGAAAGUAUUCAAUUUCACCUAUCCGAACGCAUCAUCAGCAUACAGUCGGUGAGUUGGGCAGGGCCAAAGUGCUUUUUAAGGAGCGUUUUUACCACCACAUGUCCAGAACCAACAGCCUUCUCGUUCGUUGCGGCUGAAUUAAGUUGCCCUUGCAUUGUGUCAAAUUGGGAAAUUGUCCAUCAGCCCACAUAA
Protopolystoma xenopodis is the source of this 2328-nucleotide messenger RNA. The record is from the annotation of a GenBank genome assembly. NCBI's taxonomy places the organism in Eukaryota, Metazoa, Platyhelminthes, Monogenea, Polystomatidea, Polystomatidae.